AUGGACCCGUCGGAAGUAACGGUCCUCGUCGUCGAGGACGACGAGUUCACGCGCAUGGCGACCAUUGACAUCCUCAAGUCCUGUCGCUAUACGGUCUUUGCCGUGGAAAACGGGCAGCAAGCGCUGGACGUGCUCGUGGCGAACCACGCUAAGUUCGAUUUGGUGCUCUGCGACGUUAUGUUGCCGGUCAUGACUGGCAUCGAGCUCUUGGACGAAAUCCAAAAACUUAGCGCAACGUUAGGCCACAUCCCCAUCGUCAUGACGUCCAGCAACGAAGAGAUGGACGUGGUCACGUCGUGUUUGAGCAAAGGCUCGAAGGAUUACCUGAUUAAGCCCAUCCAGGUGAACACGGCCAAGACACUCGUGCGGCACGUGUGGCUCAGUCGCCGCUUGGAACGGACGUCGAAUCGCAGCAUGUGGCAGGACAUUGAGAUCAUUCGGACCAUUGGAAAAGGCACGCACGGUACGGUUGUGCUCGCGCGGCGGAAACUGGACGGAGCUGUUGUUGCAGUGAAGCGCGUGCGCAUUUCGCAGAUCUCGGAAAACGGACGGAAACAAGCGGACAAUGAAGUGAUUCUGCUCAAGUCGCUCUACCACGUGAACAUUGUGCGCUUUUACGACCACUUUCUAGCCGACGACGAGCUCAAUAUCGUCAUGGAGUACUCGGACGGCGGCAACUUGCGUCAACUGGUGAAGCUGCGCGCACGGGAGAAAAUGGGUCCGUUCCCCGAGCCAGUGAUUAUGAGCUGGUUUGCACAAUUGGUGCUUGCAGUGGCGUACAUUCACGGCAAGAACGUGCUGCAUCGCGACUUGAAAGCACAGAACGUGUUCCUCACGCACAAGAACGUGGUGAAACUUGGCGAUUUUGGCAUUUCGAAAGCCUUGGCAGGAGACGAUACGGCGAAUACGGCAUGUGGUACACCUGAGAGCAUGUCGCCGGAAAUCUGUCGCGGCGAACCGUACGGCAAGAAGUCGGACAUUUGGUCCCUUGGAUGCAUCUUGUACGAGAUGAUCAUGCUACGACGUCCGUUCGAGGCGUCUACGCUUCCUGAAAUUUUCACGAAAAUCUGCAGGGGCGAGUUUCCAUCUAUCUUUCCGUCGUUCUCGCGCGAACUACGUCUCCUGGUGCAGCUGAUGCUGCAACAAGAUGCGUCGAAGCGCCCGUCAAUUGAAGACAUUUGUCGAUUUCCAUUCGUGCAAGCGCCUAUUCAAGCGUUCCUAUCCGAGCACGUGUCGGAAUUCCAGGAGGCGCUAGAACUUGAGGCCAAGUUGCACCAGCCUUCUCUGUACAGCAUGGGUGCCGGCAAUCCACCCGUGUCGCCCGUGUCACCUAGCCUGCGUCGCCGCAAUCAUAACAAUGGCAGCGAAACGUCAACAAGCGGUUUUGGCGACUCGGUUCUUGAAUCAGGCUCGCCUGUAUCCACCCGUAGCGAUGGCUCGGUAAAUGCUGGGCUCAACAAUGGAAAGCUGCGCACCUCAGCAAUUGCCUCGGUUGCUGUCGGCCUUGCGUCUGAGCCUGUCGUUCAUCCUGGUGCCCGUCCUCAGCAGAAGAGCGAUUUGCCGAAGAUCUCGGCGGAUUCUCCUGGAUACGUGGAGGAUACGUUUGCUGACAAGCUGCGAGCCCAGAUAACUGUCGGGAACAUUCGUGCCGGACUUUUGACUACGUACACGGCCUGUAUCGCCGCGGAUGAGCUCGUCCGCACCCUGACGCAAAAGUUCGAGAAGACUGCUGAGCAGGCCACUGCAAUUUUGUCAGAGUAUCUGAAGAAUCGUGUGCUCAAUGCUGUGUUUGCGGAAGAUAUGUUGUACCCAGACUUGUCGUCGCCAAACACGUACUUGCGCUUUCAAGUCGAUGAGCUGUUUGUCCCGCUCAAUAUGAAGUACGUGUGUGUCGAAGAUGUUCGACAGAGCGCCAUGGAAGUAUGUCUACGCGUUUGUGAAGCGAUUGCCGAAUUGCACGCGCUCAAGUCGUUUCCUCGCGGAAUCGCUACUGGAUUUAGCUUGUCAACGCACUUGUCCGUGUCAGGAAACAGAGCUGCCGUGUACUUCGAUGCCCCGCUGUGUCAAAAGUAUCGUCGCUUCCUGAAGCUUGCGUCGAAGUUGCAGAGAGUGGACGUUGGCAGCCUUCCCAAGCACGAGCGUCAGCCGUUUUUCAUCAACAUAUACAACGUCAUGGUGCUUCACGGCCUCAUCGAGUUUGGUGUGCCGCAGAACAUCGGCCAGUACAAGGCUUUUGAGCGGGACGUGGCAUACACGAUUGGCGGUCUAGACUUUACGUUGGGCGACAUCAAGCACGGCAUUUUGCGAUGCAACCGCAAGCCGCCGUCAAACUACUGGGAACGACAGCUGCAAGCCCAGGACCCGAAGCUGCAGUACCGACUGCACAUUCGCGAUCCUCGCUCGCUGUUGGUGCUGAUCGACUGCGCCGAACCUCUGCCUAACGCCGAGGAUGUCCCGAUCCUAAAACCUGGGCGUACGGACACGGACCUGGAGGAACAAGCGGAAAGGUUUUGUAAGCGCUUGGUCGAAAUCAAUCAGGCCACCGGGGAAAUCGUGCUGCCGCGUGUGCUUCGUAUCUUUCGUGAUGAUUUUGGGUCUUCCGAAGCUGAAAUGGUGUCGUGGCUGGAGCAGUACAUGGAUAACGCGCCAGCUAACCUCGUGAACUAUCGCGUAAGGUAUCAGACUGGCAUUUCGUCGUGA
Messenger RNA from Hyaloperonospora brassicae, 2700 nucleotides. Lineage: Eukaryota; Oomycota; Peronosporomycetes; Peronosporales; Peronosporaceae. The record is from the annotation of a GenBank genome assembly.